AUGGAACGAGAGAUAGGGAGAGAGAUGGAUACCCACAUAGACGCGGACGGUGCACGCGAUGUCAACGAUGCGGACAACGGAGACGCGGGUGGUGAGGUCAUAAGCUCACGCUCACACUCGAGCAACGCGUACCUUCCUCCUACACACUGUGCAGACCCGAACACCACCAGCUCCCACUCGAACACGCAAACGAAGGCAAGAAAGCCGAUGCUCAUUCCGAUCCCGACAGACAAGGGCGUCGAGCUGCUGCAGCUGCCGGACUACAUUCCCCCGCGCAAGGACGUGUGGCGCGAGCUGCGCGCUGGGGACGACGAGGAGGAAAGGGGAGGAGAGAAAGAUGGUGGGGAUGGAGGAGAUGGAGAUGAUGGAGAAAGGGGAGAGGGAGGAGAGGGAGGAGAUGACGUGUCCCAGUGUCGCGCCGUUGUCCAAUGUCUCACUACUCUUGUCUCACUUCCUCUUGUCUCUGGUCUUCUCUUGUCCGCCCAUUACCUCCUUCGUCUCUCCUCCGCCUGA
Pleurotus ostreatus (oyster mushroom) is the source of this 513-nucleotide messenger RNA. RefSeq lists its product as uncharacterized. The record is from RefSeq and is a predicted model, not a curated record. Bases 1 to 513 code for a protein of 170 amino acids. Lineage: Eukaryota; Fungi; Basidiomycota; Agaricomycetes; Agaricales; Pleurotaceae. The transcript is spliced from 2 exons.